AUGCAGCACGACGCGUGGAAUGACGACACGAUCGGCGGUGCGUCGGUGUCGGGGAAGCGAUCGCGAUCGAAGCGCAUGGUGCGCGCGAGGAAACGCGCGAGGGCGCUCGAGGCGGCGGCGAAAGCGACGAGGAACGACGAUGACGCUGAUGACGCUGGGCGACGAAACAGCGCGAACGAGGCGACGACGACGACAGAAACGAUCAUGCUUCCGCGGACGUCCGCGCCUUGGUUCUCGCGCACGCUUUCGGUGCACGAGGAGACGUCGUUUGAGACGUACUACAGACGACAGGGCAUAGUGGACGAGGGCGAGUGGAGAGACUUUUUGAGGUACCUUCGAUUGCCUUUACCGGUGACAUUUAGGAUGAACGUUAUGGCGUCGAGACGAGAAGAAGUGCGCGAAGCGCUGAACGUGGCGAAACACUUUCUGCAAAACGCGAGAGAAACGAGGGACGACCGGGGACGGUUGAUACCGCCGCCAACACGCCUGCCGUGGUGUGACGGAUGGCAGCUCGGCGUGGACAAGAUGAGCCUGAAGUUCUCUCGAAAUCCAAUGUUGAGAGAUUUGCAGCGUUGGUUGGUGAAGUGCAACAAUACCGGCGUUCUCACUCGACAGGCGGUGGAUUCCAUGGUUCCCGCGGCAAUUUUACAAGUCGAGCCGCACCAUCGCGUGCUCGACCUUUGCGCAAGUCCUGGAUCGAAAACUACGCAGGCACUUGAGGCACUCAACGUCAAUGGAGAGGAAGGAUCGGCGUCUGGAUGCGUCAUCGCGAACGAUAUUAAUCCGAUGCGAUGUUAUUUCCUAGUACGACGCUGUGCAGCGCUUCGCAACGCCACUGCGAAUUUGAUGGUGACGACGCACCAAGCUCAAUGGUAUCCAAAUAUCAACGUACCUACCACCGAUAAGGCAUUGACUGAACGCGGAGGAAGAUAUCCAGAAGGCUCUUACGAUCGUAUCAUUUGUGAUGUUCCGUGCAGUGGUGACGGAACGCUUAGGAAAAACCCACAGAUUUGGUCCGAAUGGCGCCCCGAAUUCGCCAUGGGCCUUCACAAGCUACAGCUACGCAUUGCGCAGCGUGGCGCGGCACUCCUUAAUGUUGGUGGAUAUAUGGUUUACAGUACGUGCUCAUUCAACCCAGUGGAAAACGAGGCUGUCGUCGCAGAGCUCAUCAAACGGUGCGGUGGAGCGCUAGAAAUUGUCGACGCUUCUGAUCGAAUUCCCGAGUUACUGCGCAGACCGGGAAUAUCGACUUGGAACGUGAUGACCAUGGUCGAAGGGAACGUAGUAGAAUAUCCAAAGUACGAGGAUAGUCAAGCUUCGACCGUGCCCAUUGGAUUGAAGCGAAAGUUUGCGAAAUCGAUGUGGCCGCCGGCGCAGUCGCUGGCGCGAAUGGGCCAUCUCGGAAAACGCAUCAAGUCGACGGCGAUCCCAUUGCAGCACUGCAUGAGGCUCGUACCUCACUUACAAGACAUGGGCGGAUUUUUUGCAGUCUUAUUGAAAAAGGUGGCGCCGAUUCCCGGACCACAGGCGAAGGAGUCGACCGCAGAAAAAGUCGACCGCGCUUAUGAGCGCACGGAACCAAAGCACGUCUACUCAAAAGUUUCGAGCACAUUGGUGAAAAAGUUGGCAAAAGAGUUUGGUCUUGAAGUCUAUCGUGUAUAUCGCUGA
Ostreococcus lucimarinus CCE9901 is the source of this 1668-nucleotide messenger RNA. RefSeq lists its product with no specific name. NCBI's taxonomy places the organism in Eukaryota, Viridiplantae, Chlorophyta, Mamiellophyceae, Mamiellales, Bathycoccaceae. Gene Ontology annotation, molecular function: methyltransferase activity. The record is from RefSeq and is a predicted model, not a curated record. The transcript is spliced from 2 exons. The coding region runs from base 1 to 1668 and encodes 555 amino acids. Gene Ontology annotation, biological process: RNA methylation.